AUGUCGGCCAACCGUAGCCGCUCGAUGCUAUCGGUAAACCUCGAGGCGGCCGCCAUGGCCAACGAUCCGCUGCGGGAGCUGUUCGAGGCGUGCAAGACCGGCGAUCUGGCGAAGGUAAAGAAGCUGAUCACGCCGCAGACAGUGAAUGCACGCGAUACGGCCGGAAGGAAGUCAACCCCUUUGCACUUUGCUGCCGGUUACGGUCGACGAGAUGUGUUCGAGUUUUUGCUUGCUAAUGGCGCUUCCAUACAAGCGCGAGACGAUGGUGGUCUGCAUCCUCUUCACAACGCCUGUUCGUUUGGGCAUGCGGACGUUGUUCGCCUGCUGUUGGAAGCGGGCGCCAAUCCGAACACGCGCGACAACUGGAACUAUACACCGUUGCACGAGGCCGCUAGCAAGGGCAAAAUUGAUGUUUGCAUCGCGCUACUGCAGCACGGUGCCGAUCCAAGCAUUCGCAAUUCGGAGAACAAGAUCCCGCUCGAUCUGGCCGAUCCCUGUACGCGUCCCGUCUUGACCGGCGAGUACCGCAAAGACGAACUGCUUGAAGCGGCCCGUUCCGGCUCGGAGGAACGUUUGCUGGAGCUGCUCACACCGCUGAACGUGAACUGCCACGCGAGUGAUGGCCGCAAAUCGACGCCACUGCAUUUAGCCGCGGGCUACAACCGGAUCCGGGUGGUGCAAAUACUGCUCCAGCAUGGUGCGGACGUACAUGCGAAGGAUAAGGGUGGCUUGGUGCCGCUACAUAAUGCCUGUUCCUAUGGUCAUUUCGAAGUGACCGAACUGCUGAUUAAGCACGGUGGUAACGUGAAUGCAAGCGAUCUGUGGGCGUUCACACCGCUCCACGAAGCCGCGUCGAAGAGCCGGGUCGAGGUGUGCAGCUUGCUGUUGAGCGAGGGUGCCGUCCCUACGCUGCUAAACUGCCAUAACAAGUCGGCGAUCGAUUCGGCACCGACGCGAGAGCUGCAGGAGAAGAUUGCCUAUGAAUACAAGGGACACUGCGUGCUCGAGGCAUGCCGCCAGGCAGAUAUUCAACGGUUGAAGAAAAAUCUGACCACGGAAACGGUUAACUUUGUGCAUCCGUAUUCGGGCGAUACGCCUGUGCACGCCGUUGCCCAGUCGGUAUACCCGAAGCGCAAGCAGGUGCUGGAAGUGUUGAUUCGCAAGGGCGCCCUGCUGAACGAGAAAAACAAAGACUUCCUUACGCCGCUGCAUAUCGCGGCGGAUAAUUCACACUUCGAGCUGAUGGAUGUGUUGCUACGACACGGUGCCAAGGUUGAUGCACUGGAUGGUCUUGGCCAGACCGCACUUCAUCGGUGCGCUCGCGAAGAUAACAUCCAGGCCUGUCGGUUGAUGCUGUCAUAUGGCAUCGAUACCGGUAUCGUAUCGCUGCAAGGCUAUACGGCUGCCCAACUGGCUACAGAGAACGUGUUGAAGAUCCUGCAAGAUCCUCCAUCGGAUACGGUGGAUCUCGAGUGCCAGCUGCUGGAAGCGGCUAAGGCGGGCGAUCUCGAUACGGUCCGUCGCAUCGUACUAUCCUCGCCGAUGACGGUGAACUGUCGUGAUUUGGAUGGACGUCACUCAACACCGCUACACUUUGCCGCUGGGUUUAACCGGGUACCGGUGGUUGAAUUCCUACUCGAGCACGGUGCAGAGGUUCAUGCAUCGGACAAGGGUGGUUUGGUGCCGUUGCAUAACGCGUGCUCGUAUGGGCAUUACGAGGUAACGGAGCUGCUCGUAAAGCACGGCGCCAAUGUUAACGUGGCCGAUCUGUGGAAAUUCACACCGCUCCAUGAAGCGGCUGCCAAGGGAAAGUAUGAAAUUGUCAAGUUACUGAUCAAGCACGGAGCUGACGUGACAAAGAAGAACCGUGACGGUGCAACACCGCUCGAUCUUGUCCGCGAAGGUGAUCAGGAUGUGGCUGAUUUGUUGCGUGGCAAUGCGGCUCUACUCGAUGCGGCCAAAAAGGGGAACUUGGCACGCGUUCAACGACUCGUUUCGUCAGACAAUAUCAACUGUCGGGAUGCGCAGGGACGUAACUCGACGCCGCUUCAUUUGGCUGCCGGAUACAACAAUCUUGAGGUUGCGGAAUAUCUUCUGGAGCAUGGUGCCGAUGUGAAUGCACAAGAUAAGGGUGGAUUGAUUCCACUGCACAAUGCAUCUUCUUACGGGCAUCUUGAUAUUGCCGCACUACUUAUUAAACAUAACACGGUGGUAAAUGCUACCGACAAAUGGGGUUAUACUCCACUUCAUGAAGCCGCCCAAAAAGGCCGCACCCAGCUGUGUUCACUUCUCCUCGCACACGGUGCUGAUCCGUUCAUGAAGAAUCAGGAAGGACAAACCAGUCUUGAUCUCGCCACAGCCGAGGACGUAAAAUGUUUGCUACAGGAUGCGAUGGUCGCCUCGCAAGGUACCGGUGCGUCCGGUAGUAAUUCUGCUGGCACCUCACAGGGAGGCAUCCUGACCGGUAAUGGUACACUGCUAACUACUAGCUGCUCACCGACAACCGAAACUGUAACGCUACCGACGGGUGCCUCCAUGACACUCUCCGUUCCUGUACCACAGCUCCCGAUACGUAGCUGCCUGAGUCCGGCACAGGGUGCCGAAGCAAACGUAGAUGGUAUUGUGGUGGACCACGAUGACAAGAUGCCGUCCGUACCGUCGAUUGAGUCGUCUGUUUCGGUGUUCCUCACUAGCUUACAACUGGAACAUUUGAUAGAUUUGUUCGAGCGUGAACAGAUUACCAUGGAUAUUCUGGCCGAGAUGGGCCACGAAGAUUUGAAACAGGUCGGUGUUUCGGCGUACGGUUUUCGGCACAAAAUACUCAAGGGCAUUGCAACGCUUCGUGCCACGACAGGACUUGGACUUACACCGAACCCAGGCACACUGCUGGUGGAUCUUCUUCCCGACGACAAGGAGUUCCUUGCGGUCGAAGAGGAAAUGCAGGCCACCAUACGGGAGCAUCGAGACAACGGCCAUUCAGGUGGCUAUUUCAAUCGUUAUAACAUUGUUCGGAUACAGAAAGUGCAAAACCGUAAGCUGUGGGAACGGUACGUCCAUCGGCGGCAGGAAAUUUCGGAAGAGAACGGACACCAGGCAAGUGAGCGGAUGCUGUUCCACGGUUCCCCAUUCAUCAAUGCCAUCGUGCAGAAGGGUUUCGACGAGCGGCACGCGUACAUUGGGGGAAUGUUUGGUGCCGGUAUUUACUUUGCGGAGCACAGCUCCAAAUCGAACCAAUACGUGUACGGUAUUGGCGGUGGCAUUGGGUGUCCCACGCACAAAGAUAAAUCCUGCUACCAGUGCCAUCGACAAUUGUUGUUGUGUCGUGUAGCGCUCGGAAAGUCCUUCCUACAGUUCAGCGCUAUGAAGAUGGCGCACGCACCACCCGGCCAUCAUUCCGUGAUUGGGCGACCUUCGGCUGGUGGAUUGCAUUUUCCCGAGUAUGUCGUUUAUCGCGGCGAACAGGCAUAUCCGGAGUAUUUAAUCACGUACCAGAUUGCAAAGCCUGACGACGGCACUAACGGCGAAGAGCCGGCAAGAUGAUGGACGAUUUCUGCCGCUAGUAACAUUAGCCAAAACAACAACAUUCUCGUUUCAGUCGUCAGCGGUGGCAAUGGUACAGGUGGCACCAGUACUACUACUGGAACGAUCAGCAAUGGCACAUUGGGAGGAUUACUUACU
Messenger RNA from Anopheles marshallii, 3678 nucleotides. It is a transcript of the gene Tnks, whose product is annotated as poly [ADP-ribose] polymerase tankyrase. The record is from RefSeq and is a predicted model, not a curated record. Bases 1 to 3540 code for a protein of 1179 amino acids. Lineage: Eukaryota; Metazoa; Arthropoda; Insecta; Diptera; Culicidae. The transcript has 11 exons. Gene Ontology annotation, molecular function: protein binding; NAD+ poly-ADP-ribosyltransferase activity.